Molecule: messenger RNA, 4142 nt
Organism: Solea solea (common sole)
Lineage: Eukaryota; Metazoa; Chordata; Actinopteri; Pleuronectiformes; Soleidae
Product: calcium/calmodulin-dependent protein kinase type IV
Exons: 11
Coding region: 722-2158 (478 amino acids)
Biological process (GO): protein phosphorylation
Molecular function (GO): ATP binding; calmodulin binding; calcium/calmodulin-dependent protein kinase activity
Source: RefSeq, a predicted model, not a curated record
CUUCAGAUUGCGGGUUUGAUUCCCUGCUUGUGUCUGUGUGUGUGUAGGUUACUGCUGAUCAGACGCACUCACUCACAGACAGCUCGUCCAAUCACAGCACUGCACAGAGCCGAGCUGCGCUGUGAUUGGACGAGCUCUAGUUCUCUGGUUGAAGGGGCGGGACUGUGAGAUUACAGCAGCAGCAACAGCAGCAGCGAAUCCAGCAGACAUCUGGAUCUGGAUCAGUUCUGCCCGAGAACCAGAACAUAAUACCCCGCCCGUCGGGAAUCCUGCUCCUCCUGCAGCCGGGCUCCGGUUCCGAUCUCCGGCCUGGACGUUGAUCGAGAGUCCGCUGAGCUCCGGAGACACGGACCGUCCGUUUGUAACGGUAAAAACACGGAGAACCGAUUAAAAUCCGGGACGAUGAUGAUGAUGAUGAUGAUGAUGGACUGAAGCUGCGACACAUCUGGACCCGGAGCAUCUCUGGAGGUUUGGUCUGGUUUUGUUUGUCCAUCAUCGGUCCUGAUCCUGGAUUAAAGGUGAUCAGGAUCAUGAAUCAUCCCCCUCCACUGCGAUAAUCCGGGUUUACAUCUGAGAUCUGGUCUGGAUUACUCCGAUCCUGCUCCUGGGCGGGUCUCACAUGACCCCGUCUGAACCGGUCCUGGUACUGCUCCUGGUGUGUUUUGUGGACUAGUCCUGGUUGUGGUGCUGGUCUGGUUUUGGGGACAGUUCUGCUGACAUCAUGCCGACGUCCCGGCCUGGUUCUGAUCCAGUCGAGUUCUGGGUGGAGGGGUCAAGGCGGGACGGGACGGUGGAGGAGUUCUACAACCUGAGCUCCGAACUGGGCCGAGGAGCGACGUCAGUUGUGUAUCGCUGUGAAGAGAAACAGACUGACAAACCGUUCGCUGUCAAAGUUCUCAAGAAAACGAUCGACAAGAAGAUUGUUCGUACAGAGAUUGGAGUACUGCUGCGUCUGUCCCACCCAAACAUUAUUCAGUUGAAGGAGAUCUUUGAGACAGACACAGACAUAGCUCUGGUUCUGGAGCUGGUGACUGGAGGAGAACUGUUUGACAGGAUCGUGGAGCGAGGUUACUACAGUGAGAGAGACGCUGCUCAUGUCAUCAAACAAAUACUGGAGGCUGUGGCGUACUUACAUGAGAACGGUGUGGUUCAUCGUGACCUGAAACCAGAGAACCUUCUGUACGCUGACCUGUCACUGGACGCUCCGCUCAAGAUAGCUGACUUUGGUCUUUCAAAGAUCAUCGAUGACCAGGUGACCAUGAAGACAGUGUGUGGGACACCAGGUUACUGUGCUCCAGAGAUUCUGAGAGGUAACGCCUACGGUCCUGAAGUGGACAUGUGGUCAGUGGGCGUCAUCCUGUACAUCCUACUGUGUGGCUUCGAGCCGUUCUUUGACCCCAGAGGAGACCAGUACAUGUACACUCGCAUCCUCAACUGUGACUACGAGUUUGUGUCUCCGUGGUGGGACGACGUCUCACUCAACGCCAAAGACUUAGUCAGUAAGCUGAUUGUCCUGGACCCUCUGAAGCGUCUGAAUGUGCGUGAGGCUCUGCAGCACCCGUGGGUUCUGGGUAAAGCAGCACGUUUCUCUCACAUGGACACGGCACAGAGGAAGCUUCAGGAAUUCAACGCACGACGGAAGCUCAAGGCUGCCAUGAAGGCCGUCGUUGCCACCAGUCGGAUGCAUGAAGGCUCACGGCGUCGCACUGACAGCUGUGAGAUUCCAGGCUCAGGAGCUUCCAGGCAGAGCAGCAUGCAGCAAGACCCGCCUCAUGAGUCUACAGGCUCCUCCCUAUCAGAUAAAGAGGCCCCACCCUCUGAUAAUCCGUCACAGAACGAUGAAUCAAAGCCCGAUGACCAGAGCGUCCCCAGCCCCUCCUCUCCACGCAGCCUUAAAGCCCCGACCUCUGACACCGCCCCCACAGGCCCUGCCCCCACCAGACCUCCACUGCGAGCUGAGGGUUUGCGUCAGGUGUCCGUCGUCCCCAAAGAGAAGCCGCUUCAGCCCCGACUGCCGCAGAAGAGUCACUCAGUCGUCGAGCCCUCCUCCAGACGUGAAGCCACACCUGUGCUGGCCACGCCCCCCAGUCCAAACAGCCUCAGUAAUGGCUUCACACCAGGGGCGGAGCCGGCCAGUAAGACGGCCCACUGUCAGUGAUCACCUGACAAACAGAGAAGCCUCAGUUUGAAUGAAAAAAAACACUUAACUUUUCACGUAAACAUCUUAAACUAACGUGUUUGUUCCACCUGUAGCAUCAGCUGUUGUUAGCAUGCUAACAGCUGAGCUGCAGGUUUUUAGGUUGUUUGUCUCACAUGUGCUAACAGAGCAUGCUAACAGAACCUGCAGAUGAAGCCACUGAGCUUGUACUCAUUCAUUAACCAUGUUACAGUUUAGCAUGUUAGCAUAAUGACAGAGCAGUGGGAGGAGUUGGAGAUUUGGAGAUGUGGCGGCCAUUUUACUGAAGUAUCACUGGUUUCAACACAUCUGCUGUUACCAUGGUAACAGACAUUUAACUGAAACUAACCAAACCUUUUGUUCUUUCACAUCUUAUUGUGACUCCGCGUUUUUCAGAAGCUAAGCUAACGAGGCUAACUAGUGACAGUGCUUAUCAGCUGAUGUCGUGUGUUUCAUUUGUCAUGUGGUCAUGUGACCUGCUCUGACAGGAAGCUGCAGAUUCAUCACCUUCAUUCAACGGCAAACAAUAAUAAUAAAAGUACACACACACACACACACACACACACACAGACAGACAUUAUCACUGCAGCGCCCCCUUGUGGCUCUUUAACCUAAAUCACUGAACGUUGGUGAGAAAAACAUUUUCAUGAUUUUCUACGUUUGUUGAUUUUUUUGAAAUAACAUCUUUGUUUACUGAACUGGCUCCACCUGGUGGACACUUCUGUCCCCUCUGAUGUGGGACAAAAAGAGACAGUGUCUUCUUCAGUGAUUGUAUUUUUAUGAGAUUCUGGUAAAGUGGGACAUGUGGACAUGUGAAGGACGAGGAGACAAAGCUCAGCUGAUGCGUGAAGGACAAAUGAACUUUUUUAUUCUUUCUACUCUCCUGAUGACAGGGUUAGUGCAGUCAUCUGGAGUUAACUGGUGAGGGUUAGUUAACCCUAAUGCAUCAGGAUUAGGGUUAGUUAACCUGAUAAUUUAGGGUUAGUUAACUCUGUGUGUAGUCUCCCGCUGAGUCAGCGUGUUGUAUUCGUGAGCUUCUAGUAAAUGGCAGCACUCUUUACACUGUACACUAAUUUGAGACUGACGUCUUCACCUGAGACACAUGUCCACCUGAGACACGCGUCCAUCUGACUGAGACACGCACCCACCUGAGACACGCGUUCAUCUGAGACACACAUCCACCUGACUGAGACAGGCGUCCACAACGUCAAACACUGGAAAUCUUAGAUCUGACCUUUAACUUGUAAACAGGUGAUCGUCACACGUGAGGCCACACCUUCUACCUCUGAGUACGAGAACUUCCACCUCAGUCACAUGACUCAGUCACGUGAUGAUGCGUUCACACUGAACGUGAGAUAAUUAUUCACAUCACUGUACUGGCGUCUGCUCUCCGUCCAGAUGCUAAUGCUAAGCUGACUACAGUCCCGUGGGCUAAUGCCAUGCUAUCUAUUCUUCUGAGGCUAAUGCUAAGCUUACUAAAUUGUAAACAACAAAAUUCCCGUCACGUGUAAAAAAAAGUGUGAACGCACCUUUACUGACGACUUCAAAACAUGGCUGUGGGCGGAGUCUUUAAUGCUAAUGAUGGCUAAUGAAGCAGCUGCGUACUGGUGGUGGUUUUUAUCGACUGCUGCUUCUUGUUUGUGGUUCAGUCCUGGUUCUGGUUCAGGAAAACAACCUUUGACCCUUUACAGACCUUGGAACACACACACAGUGCCCUCUGCUGGUGGAUUAGUGGUAGUGACAGAUCAGGUCUAUGGUUUGUUCUGUUUGAUUUAAAUCUAUAAUCUUCUGUACAAACAUGAAUAUUUUGGCUCUAUUUAUGGUCCUGAGAGACAUGGGCGGGGCUAAUGUGUAAGGCUUUGUUUGUUUUGUGUUUGAUAAGUAAAAAAUGUGUAAAGAUAGAAAAACAACUGCAUGUUAUUAUUUAAUUUCUGUUGAAAUCACAUUAAAACUGAACUGAUCUGUG